Molecule: messenger RNA, 1152 nt
Organism: Aureobasidium pullulans EXF-150
Lineage: Eukaryota; Fungi; Ascomycota; Dothideomycetes; Dothideales; Saccotheciaceae
Product: glycoside hydrolase
Exons: 4
Coding region: 1-1152 (383 amino acids)
Biological process (GO): carbohydrate metabolic process
Molecular function (GO): hydrolase activity, hydrolyzing O-glycosyl compounds
Source: RefSeq, a predicted model, not a curated record
AUGUCUAUCCGUUCGCUACUCAGCUUUGGCUUGUUGGCUGCACCUCUGGUGUCUGCCCUGCCUGCUGCUGAUUACAAGUCAACUUCUUGCAGCACCAGCACUUCCCACACUACAGCUACUGGAAAGAAGGGUCUGAAUACUUAUGCCAAAAAGGCUGGCAAGCUCUACUUUGGCACAGCAGCAGAUGUCCCUGGAACCAAUGAGACCACCGACAAGUACUACCGUGCCGAGCUCGCCAACAACGCAGAUUGGGGAUCAGUCACUCCCGCCAACGCCAUGAAGUGGGUCUUUACCGAGCCUGAACAAGGCGUCUUCAACUACACCGAAGCAGAACUCUUCCUCGCCGCCGCAAACCCCGACGGCAAGAGAAAAGUCCGCUGCCACAACCUGAACUGGUACAACCAACUCCCCAACUGGGUCACUUCAGGCACCUGGACAAACGAGACUUUAACCGCUGUGCUGAUCAACCACGUCACCCACCUCGUCGAGUACUUCGGCGACCGCUGCUACGCCUGGGAUGUCGUAAACGAAGCCCUCAGCGACAGCGGCACGGGCAACCUCGCCGACAACAGCACCUGGAGAUCGGACAUCUGGUACAACACCAUCGGCCCCAACUACGUCGCCGUCGCCUUCAAAGCCGCCGAAGCCGCCGUCAAAGCCAACAAACUGAAGGUCAAGCUUUACUACAAUGAUUACAACAUCGAAAGCGCUGGCAACAAGGCCACUGCCGCUCAAGCUCUAGUCAAGAGCCUCAAGGAUGCUGGAAUCCAAAUUGAUGGCGCUGGUCUGCAGUCUCACUUUAUCGUCGGAAGUACUCCUUCCAGAGCUGCUCAAACUGCAAACAUGAAUGCAUUCGCUGCUCUGGGUGUCGAUGUCGCCAUCACAGAAUUAGAUAUCCGCACUACCGUUCCUGCAACCGCUGCCGCUCAACAACAACAAGUUGUCGACUACGCCAGCUCUGUAGGCGCUUGCGCAGACGUUAAUGCUUGUGUAGGCGUCACAGCCUGGGACUUUGACGAUGCUUACAGUUGGAUCCCAUCCACUUUCCCUGGCCAAGGCUAUGGAGAUCUUUUCUUCCAGCCUGGUGGUUAUGGUACUCCUCUGGUCCGCAAGGCUGCUUAUGAUGGUUGUAUCCAGGGUCUCACCAGCUAG